UGGCUAUCCAUCAGUUGCAGAGAUGCUGCGACCGCGGGGUGGAUACGGAACACUGUUCCAAAGCUGGCACCAUGGAAGGGGGCGAAGAUGAAAGUGGUCGAGGAGGCAGAAACACCUCGCCGCAUCAUUCUUGUGGGACUCUUCCCGGAGCUGGACAGCUCUGCCAGUGAAGAUGCGCUCAGUCUGCUUCAGGCACAGAAUGACGGCCUGAGAAUUCCGGACUGGCGCAUUCUGAAUCGAGUACGCAGGUCAACAAUGGCGGAAAUCACCAUUGCAGUUGACCCGCUAUCAGCAGACACGCUAAAGCACCGCGGGAACGUGGUAAACUAUGGCUUUGGCGUAGUAAAACUUAGGGAGAAAGCCAAACCGUCGAUGCCCGUGGUAGACAAAGAUGCCGCCGACACCGAAUACCCUAACUCGGAGGAGCAACCUUGCUGCUCCAAAGACGUCGUCGUAGCUCCCAGGCAGCUACCCAAUGACACGCAAGUGCAGCAGAAGUCAUCGGAGGUUGGCACAGAGCUACAAGUAAUACACAAAGCUCCACCAAUGCCUCCGAAAACAGCAACAACAACAUGCCCGACCCUACAACAGGUGCUGGAAGAAGCCCAAAAGAACGUCGGACCCAUCGCAUCCCCAAAGCCUGCAAAACGGCCACCACUACGUGGCAGCUCCAAAGCGGCUAUUUCCAGCCGCAAAGGCAAGGGAGAUGCAAGGACGGCCGAAGAAGCGGUCUUGCUGAAGGGCAACAGGGGGAAGAAGGUGGCUGCUCGCGGCCGAAAAGACCGCAAGUAAUGGCACCUCACCCCAAAAACUUCACAAAUCCGAGGCACAUUAAAUGCCUCCAAGUGAACCUUCACCACGCGAAAGCAGCAUCAGAUGUUUUACAUAGGAGGUUCACAAACGAAGGCUUAGGUGUAGCCUUCAUCCAGGAACCCUGGAUAUUAAGAGGUGACGUCAAAGGCCUUAAUAUAAAGGACGUUCAUUACGGCAGAUCUCGUUGCGGUAUG
Rhagoletis zephyria (snowberry fruit fly) is the source of this 1007-nucleotide messenger RNA. RefSeq lists its product as uncharacterized. NCBI's taxonomy places the organism in Eukaryota, Metazoa, Arthropoda, Insecta, Diptera, Tephritidae. The record is from RefSeq and is a predicted model, not a curated record.